This is a messenger RNA of Solea senegalensis (Senegalese sole), 1458 nucleotides long. Its product is annotated as nanos homolog 1-like. The record is from RefSeq and is a predicted model, not a curated record. Lineage: Eukaryota; Metazoa; Chordata; Actinopteri; Pleuronectiformes; Soleidae. Gene Ontology annotation, cellular component: perinuclear region of cytoplasm. The transcript is spliced from 2 exons. Gene Ontology annotation, biological process: oogenesis; negative regulation of translation. Gene Ontology annotation, molecular function: mRNA binding; zinc ion binding. The coding region runs from base 360 to 1052 and encodes 230 amino acids.
GAAAAACUCCCACGUCUAACUAAAUAUUUCUGUUUUUCCUCACCAUAAGUGGGUCCAAGUUGUUAGCCUGGGACUCCAAGUAGCCACUGUCGGCCAUUCCAUCUUCCUCCAGGAUUCCAACAUCCUCCACUGUGGCAACAUUCCUCCUCUUAAACAGCUGGAACACAAUAGUAUUACAGUUUGGAGCUGAUUCUCUAUUGAUCCACAAAGGACAUGAUUUGUUUCCACUCACAUGGAACCAGCAUGUUCGUUUGUUGUCGUCGUCAUCCAUGAGUUAAUUUUGGAUAGAUCUGUGGCGACCAUCUCAUUUUGCAGAGGAAACUCAAACAUCAAAUCACCUUCAACUACAGCUAUGUGAGAUGAAAGAGAAGCACUCAGAAAUCACAGACGUGUUAGUUGUUUCUCCUCUGCAGACACCUGGCAUCAUCAAAACACUGUUGCAAUCAACAGCCAUUUCCAGGAGUCUACAUAUAGGACUAAGAGGCGCGCUGACGCGCAAUCUUUCCACACGCACACGCUCCCCAAAGAUGACCGCGUUGAGAAGAGACAUGCGGAGCUUCCUCCUCCUCACUGAGGGUGAAUUCAACAUGUGGCAUGACUACAUGAACCUGGGUACGCUGUUAAAGAAUCUGUGCGUCAGCUGUGAGGUGGAGCGCAGAGACGGUGACGGGCCAAAGCAGGAGGCGGCGUCACCAUGGAACCACGUCCAAGCCGAGGAAGAGGAUGAUGAUGAGGAGGUGGACGUGGACGUGAGACGGACCAGCUCAUCCAGCAGCCUGUCGGACCACAGCAGCAGCGGCGGCGGCGGCGGCGGCAUCUCCUCGUCCAAGUUCUGUUGCUUCUGUAAGCAGAACGGGGAGACUCCGAGGGUUUACCUGACUCACAGACUGAAAUCCGUGGACGGGAGAGUCACCUGCCCCAUCCUGCGGAACUACACCUGUCCCGCAUGCGAAGCCUCCGGGGACAGAGCGCACACUCUCCGUUACUGCCCACAGGCACGGCGCACAUCUCGAGGACCUGCGAAAGUGGUGCCAAAGUCCAGGUCCCGGUAGCUGGUUCUGGACCAUGACAGACUUUUGACAAUGGAAAAAAACCUGUACAUAAUUACUCAACUACGUUUUUAGCCAUGCGUUCAUGCGCACAGACUGUUUCGUGUUAUUGGAACAGAACAAAAUCUGAUUCCACUUACGCGUAUCACACAGUUGUCUUUAUGACCCCGCAGAGAUUUUAGUUUUUUGUGCAGCGGAGGUUCCACAAUCCAGAUUCUGGCGCCUGGUGCUGGACAAUGGAAGGACUGUACAUAAUUCCUAAAACAUCUUUAGCUCAGACUGUUUCAGGUUCACUGAAUGACAGACAUGUAGUGUGUUGUCAAGUCAUGUUAGAGACUAUCUGGCGUUUUCUGUAUGUGUUUUUCAAAUGGUGGAUUUCUAAAUGUUUUGGAACAGGAGACAAAUAAAU